CGCUUCCACCAUAACAUCUGCUUGCUGAAGAAUAACCCUGUCGUCGUCCUCUAACUGAACAAUAAGCAAGAGGGGAUCCAUCCUUGAUCUCCUACACGAGCCCCCUGUCGCACACGAUGGCCUACCCAGCGACUCGAGGCGGUCCAUCCACUUCAGCCCCAGGCGACGGAUCUCGUACAAUGCUCGUAACUGACUCUCAGCCCCGCCCAGAAGGUGCUGGAACAGGCGACGAUGCGGGCGAUCAUGGAAGUGGGGACGGAACUACUGCGGGGAGGUUGAGGUUGAGAGGGGCGGCCGGGACGAGGCCGAGGGUUGCGUGGGUUGAAGAUACGGUGGAUAAUGAGGGGAUGGGUAAGAAGAAGACCAAAAUUUGUUGCAUUUACCACAAACCCAAGAAAUUCGACGAAUCUUCGGAUGAAGACUCGUCAGAUUCCGAAUCAGACUCGGAUUCGGACUCUGGACGCGCUCGCCCCUCUCAGUCACAUCGCGGACAUCAUCACCAUCAUCCACAUCGAGAAGACGGUGGUGCAAGUGGUGGAGGCACAGGUCAGCGUGCGAGAGAAGGAGGUGGAGGUGUGGUCCAUCAACUGGAGAAUUCAUCGAGUGACGAAAGGAAUGCGUAUGAGGUUAUGCCGGGUAGGCCGAAGAAGGGUAAAGGAAGGGCAGGAGAGUAAUUGACGAAUCUUCUCUCUGUCUUGAUUCAACUGAUGAUCUUCACGCAUUCUACUACGCUACGUCCAUGGUCUACUCGAACCCUAUUUCUUUGUAUAUCAUGCUUUGAUCUCUGAUACAUACCUUUGCAAUGGCUCCAUUGUCUGCCUUCGAAGUGCUGUUCUUGUCCUUGUUUGGAAGAGCCAUCUGACAGAUGUCCAACUUCUUGGCGACGCUAGUAGGACCUUGAUCUGUCCCUGCAUUCCUGCGUAGGAGUCGUGCCGACCAAGGAAAACUAGGACAUGAAAGGGGCUCGGAGGGUGCAAUAACCAAAAUAUCUAUCAGCACGCCCACGCGCAGUUCAAUCUAUCAUGUCACCUUACGGCUUGAGUUCAAUAAAAGGCGGUUGACAGACCAA
Molecule: messenger RNA, 1069 nt
Organism: Stereum hirsutum FP-91666 SS1
Lineage: Eukaryota; Fungi; Basidiomycota; Agaricomycetes; Russulales; Stereaceae
Exons: 3
Coding region: 117-674 (185 amino acids)
Cellular component (GO): nucleus
Molecular function (GO): protein phosphatase 1 binding; protein serine/threonine phosphatase inhibitor activity
Source: RefSeq, a predicted model, not a curated record